AUGAGCAAGUCGCCACGGGCGCUGCAGGAGCUGAUGACGGCCGUGGACGCCGGCCAUGUAGCCGACGUCAACGUCGACAGCGCGUCGUCGGAUAGUAGUAAGCUGCUGGGGCCCCGCCGGCGCCCCACCCCCACCUACAACGGCCACGGCGGCGGCGUCCGGAAGAGCGCCCCGGCGGUGGCGGUGGUGGAGGCCUCCACGGACGCGAGCUUCGAGUUCAGCGCCGUCGUCAGCUACAGCUCGGCGUCGCCAGCCAGCAUGGUGUUCUCCGACGGCCAGCUCCGCGCGCACCAGUUCCCCGCCGUGCGGUCCGCCGCCUCCGCGGGCAGCAGCCAGGCGACGUCGCCGGUGCGGAGCUCAUCCGUUGGAAGCAGCUGUAGUAGCACCAAGCAGCAGCAGGCAGGGGUGACUGGGAGCAAGAAGCGAGUCAGCUUCGCGGCGGAAGGCGCGGACAAGGCCGGCGGCGGGCAGGGCAAGAAGAGCGGCGGCCUGCUGGGGUGCAUGGGGUCGGUCUGCGGGCCGUCGUCGCGCAACGAAGCGGUGGAGCCGGUCGCCAGGAACGAUAACCGCAAGGUCGUGGCUUUUUGA
Molecule: messenger RNA, 588 nt
Organism: Miscanthus lutarioriparius
Lineage: Eukaryota; Viridiplantae; Streptophyta; Magnoliopsida; Poales; Poaceae
Source: the annotation of a GenBank genome assembly